Molecule: messenger RNA, 1691 nt
Organism: Phragmites australis (common reed)
Lineage: Eukaryota; Viridiplantae; Streptophyta; Magnoliopsida; Poales; Poaceae
Product: aromatic aminotransferase ISS1-like
Exons: 11
Coding region: 16-1401 (461 amino acids)
Biological process (GO): biosynthetic process
Molecular function (GO): pyridoxal phosphate binding; catalytic activity
Source: RefSeq, a predicted model, not a curated record
AAACACCGCCUAAAAAUGCUCCUCCUUUUUACCGUAAAGCUCCUCCUUUCUAUCCUUCUUCCCAUUGAACGCUUUUAUCGUCCGAUUCCGCGGCGCCCCCUCCUCUCCCGUAACGAGACUUGUGGGAGUGGGGGAAGAGGUUUGGUGAGGGAGCUCGGGAUCAUUCUUGGUCCUCGGAGAGCUGCAGGCUCGAGAAGACGAAGACGAGGAGGAGACAUGGGUAGCUUCGCGAAGCUGGCGAGGAGGGCGGUGGAGACGGACGCGCCGGUCAUGGUGAAGAUACAAGAACUGCUUCGAGGGGCCACGGACGUGAUGUCGCUUGCGCAGGGAGUUGUUUACUGGCAACCUCCUGAGUCAGCUCUGAAUAAGGUCAAAGAAUUCAUCUGGGAACCAUCAGUCAGUAGAUAUGGUUCUGAUGAUGGACUUCCUGAACUUCGAGAAGCACUUCUUGAAAAGCUACGCAGAGAGAAUAAGCUUACUAAGUCAUCAGUUAUGGUCACUGCAGGUGCAAAUCAGGCUUUUGUGAACUUGGUCCUCACCCUUUGUGAUGCUGGUGAUUCCGUCGUCAUGUUUGCACCAUAUUACUUCAAUGCCUACAUGUCAUUCCAGAUGACAGGUGUGACUGACAUAUUAGUUGGUGCGAGUGAUCCCAAGACACUUCAUCCUGAUGUUGAUUGGUUGGAGAAGGUUUUGAAAGAACAUGACCCUAUCCCUAAAGUUGUUACUGUUGUAAAUCCGGGGAACCCUUCCGGAGCUUUUAUUCCCAGGCCUAUGCUUGAGAGAAUUUCGGACCUGUGCAAAAAAGCUGGUGCAUGGCUUUUGGUUGACAAUACCUAUGAAUACUUUAUGUAUGAUGGAAUGGAGCACUACUGCUUAGAAGAUAAUCACAUAGUCAACCUCUUCUCAUUCUCGAAGGCUUAUGGAAUGAUGGGGUGGCGUGUAGGAUACAUUGCACAUCCAAAUGACGCUGAUGGUUUCCAUGAUCAGCUCCUCAAAGUGCAAGAUAACAUACCUAUCUGUGCUUCUAUCGUCGGGCAAUACCUGGCGCUCUACUCGUUAGAGGCUGGUCCAGAGUGGAUCAAAGAAAGGGUGAAAGAUUUAGUGAAAAACCGUGAGUUGCUUGUGGAGGCAUUGUCCCCGCUUGGUGAGGAUUCUGUCAAGGGCGGGGAGGGUGCAAUUUACCUCUGGGCAAAGCUACCGGACAACAAUUCAGAUGAUUUUGAAGUUGUCAGAUGGCUUGCAAACAAGCACGGAGUCGCUGUUAUCCCUGGGAGUGCCAGUGGCGGCCCUGGAUACAUCCGUGUCUCCUUCGGAGGGUUGAAGGAGGAAGACACACGGCUUGCUGCUGAGAGGCUAAAGUGCGGUUUGCAGGAACUGGUGACUGAUGGUAUGGUACAGUAACAGCCCAUUGGAUGUAAGUACAUUUGACAUUCAAGUUACAGAACUCCAAUUAUCCGAUGAUAUAAUUGUGUUGGGAUCAGUUCAAGAGAAGAAAUCAAGAGGACCAUAUUUUCAAGGAUGGAUUGAUAAUUGGGACAGAAUAAAAAGGCAUCCAGCCUGCAGAACCACCUGUGUCAUAAAUAGUAUAUCAUAAUCUAGUGCAUCAUUCCUGUUUGACUUUCAGUUUUCCAGAUUACUGAUGACAGAAAUUGUACACAAAUCAAAAUAUAUGAAUUAUGAGCUGUUCUUGA